AUGAAAAGCAAGAAAUGGCAAAUGGCAGCAGCGGCGGGCGCAGCUUUAGUAGCUGCUCGGCUUGCUCACUGGCAAUAUCAGCAAUAUGUUAUGUUUAAGAAGCGCCAUCAGUCUCUGAAACUACUACAAGAGGUAGAAAGUAUUGUCAUUGAGGUGGCUUCUCGACUGAUGCAAUUGGACAAUCAAGUGAAGGAGUUAUUGAAGUAUGAUAUCGACAAAGAGGGCGGCGUAACGGAGCUAGAUGAAGCAGCCGACUCUACGCUAAAUUCCUGUGCUUUAUCAAACUACCACUUUGACUCGCAGGCCAACAAGCUCAAAACAAAAUGGGACUCGUACGAUGUUGACGCUGAUUUGGAGACUGAUAAACAGGGAAAUACAAUAAGGAAAUUUAAUUUGGCUCGGUUAGUCCCAACGCACACAAGAUCGAAGGCGCUUGCUAUUUCACACGGGAUUGAGCAAGAAUUCGAAGCUGUGCUAUCGUUUCUGGACGAUAUUCGUGGUGACGUCGAAGUGAAGCGGCUGCGUAAGUCUAUUGUCAGCAAGAUCACCACAGAUUAUCUAGCUCGGAUCGACACCAUCCAAGCAAUGAUUAAAAGCGAUAGCUAG
Plasmopara halstedii is the source of this 606-nucleotide messenger RNA. RefSeq lists its product as uncharacterized. NCBI's taxonomy places the organism in Eukaryota, Oomycota, Peronosporomycetes, Peronosporales, Peronosporaceae. The transcript is spliced from 3 exons. The coding region runs from base 1 to 606 and encodes 201 amino acids. The record is from RefSeq and is a predicted model, not a curated record.